AUGCCUAGCGAUUCUGCCAUCCAUGCUAUCGCUGGCGCGGCAGGGGGCAUCAUUGCCAUGACGAUAACCUAUCCCCUCAUUUUUAUAUCUACAAGAGCGGCUGUAGAGACAAAGAAAGAGCACAAGUCUGUGUAUGACGCAGUCAUAGACAUCGUCAAGCGGGAAGGUAUACUGGGCUUAUAUAGUGGACUCAACUCAAGCCUCCUCGGAGUUGCUAUCACAAAUGGGGCAUACUACUAUUUCUAUGAACGUUCUCGUGGCAUUGUUUUAGCUUCGCGGGGAGGCAGCAAGGGGAUGAGUACGUUGGAAUCCGUACUCUCCGGCCUGAUUGCAGGCUCCGCUACCACCAUUAUCAGCAAUCCUGUAUGGGUCGUUCAGACAUCUCAGGCCGUGCGUGGAAUGAACCAACCCUCCGAUACGAGUACGCCUGGCGUCCCGGCAGUCAAGCAGAGGAUGGGAUUAUUUGAGACUGUGGAUCACAUCAUGCGCAAGGAUGGAAUCAGCGCUUUCUGGCGUGGCAUCGGCCCGGCUCUCGUCCUCGUAGCAAAUCCAGUGCUGCAGUAUACCGUCUUCGAGCAGCUGAAGAAUAUCCUCGUGAAGCGUAGGACCACACUGUUGAGGCGACCAGGCUCUGCCGCUGCGACUGCCGUAUUGACUGACUGGGACUACUUCCUUCUUGGUGCUCUCUCAAAAUUGGUGGCUACAUCGAUUACAUACCCCUACAUAGUUGUCAAGAGUAGACUCCAAGCGGGUCAGGCGAACGCUCUCAAGUACAAGUCCUCGUUAGAUGGUCUCAUCACUAUCCUCCGAAAUGAAGGCGCGGAGGGCUUAUACAAGGGAGUCGGCAGUAAACUACUCCAGAGCGUCCUCACCGCCGCCAUUCUAUUUGCCAGCCAAAGGAGGAUUUAUGAGGCUACUAAGAAGGCUAUGGCUGCGACGACAACAUUGGCCAGGUAA
This is a messenger RNA of Postia placenta MAD-698-R-SB12, 957 nucleotides long. RefSeq lists its product as hypothetical. Gene Ontology annotation, molecular function: FMN transmembrane transporter activity; coenzyme A transmembrane transporter activity; AMP transmembrane transporter activity. The record is from RefSeq and is a predicted model, not a curated record. The transcript has 7 exons. NCBI's taxonomy places the organism in Eukaryota, Fungi, Basidiomycota, Agaricomycetes, Polyporales, Adustoporiaceae. Bases 1 to 957 code for a protein of 318 amino acids. Gene Ontology annotation, cellular component: peroxisomal membrane.